Molecule: messenger RNA, 1656 nt
Organism: Cryphonectria parasitica EP155
Lineage: Eukaryota; Fungi; Ascomycota; Sordariomycetes; Diaporthales; Cryphonectriaceae
Exons: 6
Coding region: 1-1482 (493 amino acids)
Biological process (GO): regulation of DNA-templated transcription
Molecular function (GO): DNA-binding transcription factor activity, RNA polymerase II-specific; zinc ion binding
Source: RefSeq, a predicted model, not a curated record
AUGGGACGGGCCCCGACGAGUGGAUACUGCGAGACUUGCAGAAAGCGGAGAAUCAAGUGCGACAAGACUGCACCCUCGUGUAUGCGAUGCCUAAAAUCCGGCUAUGUAUGCAAGGGAUACGCAUCCGGCCUGCGAAUACAAUCCCUCGUGGUCGUGACAGGCUCUGAAGGCUCUCAGCGGCUCGCCAGGCUCGCCGGACCUUCCGACGCGUCGUCGAACCAGCGACGCAAUGAUCCCAGAAGAUUGAACCCACCCCAAGGGCUGAACCUCACGGCCUUUCAGGAGCACAUGGCCUUCAGCUACUUCUUUGCCACCUACGGCUGGGCUUGUUUCUGGAAACCUUUCCUGCAGCUUGCCAAGGAGAACGACCUCGCCCCGACGGCGAGCCAUAUCUGCAGCCUUGCUUUGGCAUACGGACAUAUGGGCCUUGGCCACGGCGACAAGGGCCUGAAGUCGAUGGGCUUGGAGCUGUAUGGCCGGAGUCUGAGGGAGGUGCAGACGUUGCUCAGCCAAGGAGGAGCUGCGCGGACUGAACUGGCCCGACUUUGCGUUCCUGUUGUGAUCUUGGGCAUGUAUUCUGUAUACCUGCGACUCAUACAUAACCUCGGUGUUGUACAAAUCUUGAAACACUGCGGGCCAGAAGCAUUCCAAGACGAACCGCUCCUCACUGCGUACAGAUCAUGCAGAGCACUGUUGUCCUUCGCCGUCCGCCGACGUACCUUCAUGGAAGAGUUCAAGUGGAAGACCGUCCCCUGGCAGAAGCUUCCCAAGACGGCCCUGGACCGCCUGAUCGAUAUCCUGGCCGACAUGCCGGGCAUUGUCAACGACAUGGCCGCCAGCGAGCGACCCAUAUCACCUGCAACCAAAGCGUCCUUCCGUUCACAGGUCGGCAAGCUGCGGACAGCGAUCCAGGCGUGGAGACACGAUUGGGACCGCGCGAACCCAGGGGCGGGCAGCGAGGCGCCCUCACACCUUAAGAUGGACAAUAUCGAUUCUGCCUUGUUCAGGGAACAGCUGAGUACGACAAUUGAGUUUGGGACCACGCAGCAGGCUCUUGAAAUGUUGACCUACAACGCCGGCCUCAUAUAUCUCAUGCAGCUAGAAGACAUCCUGUCCAUAGGAAAACCGCACAGCAGCCCCAUAACAACCGAGAUAGCCAAAGAAAUCCGCCGAGACAGCUUGAACCGCCACCCAUCCCAACCUUUACUUCUCCCCGAAGAGGUACGCCACACCUGCCAGCCCGCCCUCGAGGCCUUCCGCCUCAUCCCGUCACUUUACAAGAACCUCGUCACCACCAGAGACCGCGUCAUGGUCAUCCUAGCCCCCUUGGGCAUUGUGUACUGCUCGACAAAGGGGCAGCCGGGGUUGAGCAAAUGCAUGGAGGCUGUGCUGGACGAGAUUCCCUUUUUUGGGAGCGGGGCUACUAGGGAUUUGUCUGUUUAUGAGCUGAAGGUUGGGGAGGCGUGGCGGUCGGGGAAGUGAUCCCAUUGUUUUGAAGGUUACAUUUAGACGAUAAUCACAUGGAUGUGAAGGAUGAAGCCUGACUUGUACAAGUACUGCGAAGCUUUCAUGAAGAGUGAGUGCCUGGGCCUGAACAGAACGUCUUAUGCAAGGCCAGCAGCUGAGCGGAAUUACUAAUAGAAAAUAUCAUAAUUU